Enhydra lutris kenyoni (northern sea otter) is the source of this 1038-nucleotide messenger RNA. RefSeq names its product SH3 domain binding glutamate rich protein. Gene Ontology annotation, cellular component: cytoplasm. The transcript is spliced from 8 exons. The record is from RefSeq and is a predicted model, not a curated record. NCBI's taxonomy places the organism in Eukaryota, Metazoa, Chordata, Mammalia, Carnivora, Mustelidae. Bases 1 to 1038 code for a protein of 345 amino acids.
AUGGGCCCAACAGGGGAAGAUGUGCAUGGCGUCUCCUACAAGAAAUUGGCCACCCUUGUUACUCAACCUCGCAAACGCAGCCUCCCCAGGGGACGAGCUGGCGUCUUCUGGGCUUUUCCAGAGCCCAGGCGCUCGGCUGUCACCUCAGGCGUCUAUGCCUGCGCAGCGCUGAUUGGUGCUCGGCGGCCUGAUUGUCAGUGGCUGCUUUUAUCCACCAAUCCCAUCUUCGCCUGGCAGAUCCCCCUCUCGCCCCCGGCCAAUGGCCGGGAAAGCCCGAGCCGCCCGCACCGCUGCUGGCAGUCGCAGGGCUUAAGUUGCGGCGGGAGGCUCAGGGGCUCAGACCGCGCUGGGCGGCCGCCAGCUCGCACCUGGCACCUGCACCUGCUGUUACCUGGCACCUGCUACCUGCCCGGCCGGGGCCGCGGUCGGGAUCCGUCUAACGCCGCGUUCCCUUACGGGGGUGUGUUGGGGGGAGCCCUUUUUCCGACUGUCAAAAUGGUUAUCAAAGUGUUUGUUGCCACAUCUUCUGGGUCCAUAGCGAUUAGGAAGAAGCAGCAAGAAGUAGUAGGCUUUUUGGAAGCUAAUAAGAUCGACUUUAAGGAAUUAGACAUUGCUGGAGAUGAAGACAAUAGGAAGUGGAUGAGGGAGAAUGUUCCUGGAGAGAAAAAACCUCAAAAUGGAAUCCCUUUGCCCCCCCAGAUCUUCAAUGAAGAGCAGUAUUGUGGGGAUUUUGACUCUUUCUUCUCUGCAAAAGAAGAGAAUAUUAUUUAUUCAUUUCUGGGUUUGGCUCCCCCUCCAGGCUCAAAGGUGAAAAAAUCAUCUGAGGAAACAUCUCUUCCCAAUGGUGAUGUAGCGGGAGAGGAACAGAGCAGUGCAGAGGAAAGAGGAACAGAGAAGACUGAAGAGAGUGGAGAAAACGAGGCACAAAAAGAGGACAACGGGGAUACGGGCGACCUUGCCGAGUCUCAAGAGAAGAAUGUCAACAAGCAUUGCAGCACCUUCCAUGUUCCAGGAAUCCUCCUGGGCACACUGAAGUGA